This is a messenger RNA of Labrus bergylta (ballan wrasse), 4682 nucleotides long. Lineage: Eukaryota; Metazoa; Chordata; Actinopteri; Labriformes; Labridae. The record is from RefSeq and is a predicted model, not a curated record.
GAUAGGGCUCGUGCACGUCCAGCCUGUGGGUACAUGUUUACAUCAUGAGGAGGAUUGUAUUUUAUUUUUUUGUGGGUUUCAAAGUACUGAAGAGUUAAGAAGAUGUUCUCCUCUCCCUCCUGACUCACGUCACAGAGAUCCUGACAGCAGUCUCUGUCUGAAUGUGGACUGAAUGGGAAUUCUCUUCGGUUCUGCUGCUGGUUUUACUGGUUCCAGUUUUUCGAAUCAGCUUGAUUAAAGGACCCGCAGCUGCAGCAUGCACACAGACGACACACUGAGGAGGAGGAGCAGAGACUGAACAGGAUGCUGCCUUCCUCUGGCGACAACAUUGAACAUAGACCCGAAGAAGAAGUAGAGGAGGAUCAGUCGAGUCUUCCUCCCCUCUCUUCAGUUACUUUGACAUACUCAAUGGAUGACCCCACCAUCCAAUCAACCACCAACUCUCCAUCCAAUCAGGAUGAGAGCUCGGACUCGGAGGUGGAGGUAGCAGCCGCGCUCUCGGACUCAAACAGGUUGCUGUUACUGUGGCAACGAAAGGAGGAAGAGGAGCACGAUGAGGCGGAGACGCAGGCGGUGGCAUCGUCUCCAGAUGGACGAUUCCUCAAGUUCAACAUCGAGAUCGGGCGUGGAUCGUUCAAGACGGUUUACAGAGGACUUGACACUGAGACCACGGUGGAGGUGGCCUGGUGUGAGCUGCAGACUCAUCGUCUGAACAAGGCAGAGCGUCAGAGGUUCAAUGAGGAGGUGGAGAUGCUCAAAGCUCUGCAGCAUCCCAACAUCGUCCGUUUCUUCGACUCCUGGAAGGCCCCGCUCAGGGGACAUAAAUGCACCAUCCUGGUGACGGAGCUCAUGACGUCCGGGACCCUCAAGACGUACCUGCGCAGGUUCAGGCAAAUGAAGCUGAAGCUGCUACAGCGUUGGAGCUUUCAGAUCCUGAAGGGGCUGCAUUUUCUGCACACACGAAGCCCACCAAUCCUGCACCGAGACCUCAAGUGCGACAACAUCUUUAUCACUGGUCCCUCUGCCUCCGUCAAGAUUGGAGACCUGGGACUCGCCACGCUUAAGAAUGCCUCGUUUGCCAAAAGCGUCAUCGGAACGCCGGAGUUUAUGGCUCCAGAGAUGUAUGAAGAGAAGUAUGACGAGGCCGUAGACGUUUACGCCUUUGGCAUGUGCAUCCUGGAGAUGGCGACGUCCGAGUAUCCAUACUCUGAAUGUCAGAAUGCCGCACAGAUCUACCGCAAAGUUACCAGCGGACUCAAACCAGAAAGUUUCUCCAAAGUGAGCGUGCCUGAGCUGAAGGAGAUCAUCGAGGGCUGCAUUCGAACAGACAGCAGUGAGAGGUUCACAAUUCAGGACCUGCUGAAUCACCGGUUCUUCCUGGAGCAGUCCGGGGUCCAUGUGGAUCUGGCUGAGGACGACGACGGGUCGAAGGCAGCGCUUAAACUCUGGCUGAGGAUGGACCAGAACAGGAAGCUGCAGGGGAAAUACAAAGACAACAACGCCAUCGAGUUCUUGUUCGAGCUGUACGAAGACGUCCCCGAGGAGGUGGCCCAGGAGAUGGUGGUGCUCGGGUUUCUGUGUGAGGCAGACUAUAAGCUGGUUGCCAAGGCGAUCAGACACAGAGUGACAGCCAUUAAGCGUCAGCGAGAGAAGAAACACCAGUUACUGGACAAAACUCUGAACAGCCAGAAGGAAGCUGUAAUCGAGGAGCUGUCUGACUCCGCCCCCCAAACAACCAGCGCUGUCCAGUCAGGAAACUGCAGGUGCCAUAAGCAAAAAGUCAAGCGGUCAUGUUUAAAUGUCUUCCAGCACGACUCAGCAGCCGCGUCAGGCCUCACCUCUGCCUGGAUGCAAGCCCUGCCCUCUGUGACAAUGACAUCAUCAUCAAGCAGCCCCGUGGAUUCUGGGAUCAGCAGUGUCUCGAGCAAGGCAGACGGAGAGGAGGACGACAGCAAGACCACCAAGCACAGCACACACUCCUCCGCUAUGUCGGACUGUGAAAUAGAAAGCCGCGUCAGCCCCUCAGCUGUACCGGGGAAGGUUGAGCCCACACUCCAACAUGUCACUAACCCCGCCGCCAUUUCUUCUGUCCCCACUCCUUCCCCUGUGGCUCCGGCGAUCCCUCGGCCCAAGGCCCCUCUCCUUGGCUAUUGGACUCAUUCAAAACCUCCGCCACUCCCCGUUUUGCGUUUUCCCAGGGGAUCAUCUCUGUGUUUCCUCCAGAGCAUCGCUGUGUCCCACAAAGCCAGAAGGCCCGAGUCUGGGUCAGUCUCUGGCUUUUCCUCACCAGUUGACAGCUAUGCCUCUGAUGUUACCUCAGGUUUCAGUGACGGCAACGAUGGCCAAUCAGACAUGGGCACCAAGGAAGUGACCUCAACGGAAUCUACAAAGCAGUUCAAGAAGAGAGCGAGGGCUCGUCUGAAAAUCAUAGGGCUUUCAGAAUUGCAGGACCGCGUGGUUGAGUGUCAGCUGCAGACUCACGACAGUAAGAUGGUGACAUUUAAGUUCGACCUGGAUGGAGACAAUCCAGAGGACAUCGCCUCUGUGAUGAUCCACAGAGACUUCAUUCUGCCAUCAGAACGACAAGGAUUUAUUUUCCGCAUGUAUGACAUCAUAAACCGGGCGGAGACAACUCCAAUGGUUGCAGCCAAGGCCCUCUCAUCCUCAUCUUCACUUCCUGAUACUACAGAGGUUGACCCCUCCCCCUUGAAGUCAGACAAUGUCUACACAAACUCCGAGGCCACACCCACUGGCAGACCCCAGAGGUCACAGUCCUUCCACACCUCUUCAGCUCCCUCCCAUCAGUCUCCUCCACACCUCCUCCAUUACCCCCCUGCAGACUCUGCCCCUCCUCUAGCCUCCCCCCUUCCUACAUACCAUCUCCCAUCGUCCCCUUACUCCCCUUACACCUUUUCAACCCAGAGCACCUCCCCUGGCCUCUCCAGGGUCCACAGUAACACUUCCCUCUUUACAUCCCCAACUUCCCCUCAGUUCCUUCGUCUCCUUCUCAGUGGCCUCCUCCAGACCAGCCUAUCUUCUCUCUGGCCAAUGUACUCUCUCUACCAUGCCCCCUCCCCAGUUCCAAUCCGCUCCCAGGAGUCCUACAAUCCUCUCACCAAUGAGACAGGCUCCACCCAUUACAGCCAGAAGGGAGUGCAACAUGGUUGGACUCCAGUUACCCCUCAUACAGAAAUGGAGCAACGGCAGGCAUCCUCCCUCAUGCCACUGUCACCUAGACUGUCACCCGUUCAGGAGGUGAAAAAAUCUAUCUUCACCGUUGGUCGUUUCCAGGUGGCACCCUCUAAAGAAGUUCCUGCUGUCAGUCAUCAGGAAGCCCGCCCCCUUAGCCAUGCUACACCUACUGCACACUCCCCGCCUCCCUCCAGGCUGGACCAAUCAGACAGUUCAGAAAGCUCAGAGAGCAGCACAGAGGGGCAGAGUGAAUCAGAGAGCAGCAUCAGCACACCCUGGAGAGCUGGGGGAGGGUGGGAUCAGGAGAGAAAGGAAGAAGAGGAGAGGAAGAGGAGAGAGGGACAGAGGCUGAGUGCAUGGGAGGGGACAGCUGGCAGCCCGGGGAUGAGCAGCAACAGCCUUGGCCAACCAUGGAGUCGCUCUGCACCCUACAUCAGCUCUGACGAAUCAGAUAGCGAGAAUGAGGACAUGUGGGUGGAGCUUCAGGAGCUACGUGAAAGACACCUGACAGAGGUAAAUAACCUGAAGGCCAAUCAGAAGCGAGAAAUUGAGGACUUGUACCUAAAGAUGGGUAAAGUCCCACCUCCUGGCAUCGUCCCUCCAUCUGCCAUUUUGAAUCACCGUCAACGUCGCCUCUCGAAGACCGGAAGCUACCCACGCAAAAACAGCCUGCAGAGACUGGACGUGCUGCCCCCUGCAGGUAUCAUGAGAAAGAGCUCGGUCAGCGGAAGCAGCAGUGGAUCUCAGGAGAGAGCAGGGAAAGGUGUGACCUUCGCCCUUGAACACAGCUUCAUGUGAAAGAGGAAGAGAAGCUCCUGACUGAAAACAUGAAACUGAGGAUGAAGAGGAAAGCUCACUGAUCACUUUAUUUUGAAACCUGUGGAUAUGUGAAAGUGUUACAUUCUAUUCAGUUUUCCAGCAUUUCAGCACUUUAGCAAGAAAAUAAUGAGCUUUGUGAAAAAUUCUAAAAUGAACCUUUAACAACCACUUAUCUCCAAAUCAGAACGCCAGAAUUUUCUUCGACUGUUCGAUAAGGCCGGUCAAAUGAUCAAGUUUCAAUUCGGAUUUUUUGGCUUCCCACAAUCAUAAAAAACAAGUUAAUCGAGAUUAAAUGAUUACUCUGGCGCAUGCCGUGGUGUGCACAUUUUGUACUUAGGGUUUGUCAUGUGUGGUAAAUGUUUGUUAUAUUUUGCCCUCCAGAGUUUAUCACCACUACCUCAAAAACAAAGUUUGAAUGUAUUAUUAUAUAUUUAUAUUAUAUUUAUAUUUUCUUCAUGUAUUUUUCUGUUUUUCAAAGUGUGUGUUAACGUGUUUCAGGUCGGUACAUUCAUGUGAUGCAGAUGUUGUAAAAUCAACGAGUAAUCAUGUUUAAUAAUGAUGAUCUGAACACCAAUCAAUUUCUAAAAGUUUAGUUCACCUGAGGAAGGAUUUGUUGCUUAAUCCUUCUUGGAUCUUUUUUAUGUUUCUUUUGAAUAAAUUGUUGUCAAAUA